Linum trigynum is the source of this 6156-nucleotide messenger RNA. The record is from the annotation of a GenBank genome assembly. Lineage: Eukaryota; Viridiplantae; Streptophyta; Magnoliopsida; Malpighiales; Linaceae.
UAAAAACGUAAGUUUUUAAACUUUAAAUCACAAUUUUGACUACAUUGUACAUGACGAUCUUUCAAUUUAUCGAAUUCAUUCAUCCAUACCAAUAACAUACUCUAUCUCAAAGAAAAUAGUUAAGCAAUCAAUGAGAAAUUCACCGCUCAUUUUGUUGCGUAAAUAAGUUUUCACAUGUUUCAUUGCAGAAAAUGUUCUCUUCGUAGUAGCUGUUGAAAUGAGCUAGUAUCAACAGACAAAUCAAUUCGUAUUGUGUAUCCAUCUCUGUUUCCACUAGCUUCUCUAGUAAUUUGCAAGGGCAUAAACUUCAUAUUCCUUACUAUGAACCACAUGAGUGGCAUACUAUCAUAGUUCAUUCUUCAAAUGAUGUAUCUAAUAGCCUUCAAAAGACUGGAAAGAAAUCAGCGCCCGACGAACUAGCGGAGGAAUCUGUUUCGGGUCCAUUCGUCUCCUCGUUCUGAUUUUGUAUUUUGGGAGAUUAGGGAAAUCUUUUGAGUUCUGAUAGAGAAUUGUGAAAUUUAGUUUAGAGGUCAUUUUUUCAUUUCAAUGAAAAACUUUACACUUUUAGUCUUCUACGUAUAAGACUUUUAGGUUUCAUUUGUUUAUUUUAUUAUUUUCAAACGAAAUUAUUGGGGCUAGAAUUUUUAGUCUAAAUCUAGAGUAGUGGUUUGUAUAUAUUCAUCAAGACAUUUUUUAAGUUACACAAAAUCAUAUUAUCAAAUAAUACUGGAACGACUUUUAAAUAUCACUGAGCCGAACAACUAAAAUCGAAAAAUUCAUACGUAUUAUAUUAGCUCUGGAUCGGAGGAGGGCUGGGCCGUGGCCCGGGGUGGCCCAGCCCUAGAUCCGCCGCUGGGAAUAAUAGAUAAAAUAAAUCAACGAAAAACGUGCAAUCUAGUUUUUUUGGCCAUUGCAGUAAGUCAUAAGUCAGUAACAUAGUUUUUGAGUUGAUUGGAUAUUGAAAUCCUUCAAAAAAUUUAAGAAAAUUUGAUUAAGUAACCAUUAACCACUACUGUGGCAGCCAAAAAGAGAUUAUUAUGGCGGCCUGAAAACUAUAACUUGUUGAAAUAGAAAGUUGACAUAAUUGACUUUAUAUUCAGUAUUCUCAGAUAUAUAAUCCAUUAAAAAUUCGACGUCCAUUUUGAAUUGGGACUCAUUAAUUAACAACAGUCAACAGUCGAUUAUUCUUGACUAGAAAUGGAAUGGAAGAAAGGGGGGAAACGGACGAAAAGGGAGAAACAAAACUCGAAUAAAACGAACAGAAAGGAAGAAUAUAUGUUACAGAUCGAGCAAAUUAAUUAAAAUAUCAGAGCAGACUCGAAACAGUUCCCCCUGUCUCAUCUCAUCAUCUUGCAUGGUUGGUGGCUAGGGGGAAAACGACGAAGUUGGAAUAUUAGAAUAGUUGUGGAGAGAUCGAUCACAGUAUAACAUGGCAGCUGCCAUCCUUUUUUGAAUAUAUCAUUUUGAUGCAUAUAUUAUAAUGGAUAUAAUUAUUUGUUGAUAUGAUCUGAAAUUGUUUACUAGUUGACGAUUACGAGGUUCUAGGACGAUUCAUCGUUCGAUUGUGUGAGUUCUUACGCUUCUAUUUUGGAUUUGGUUUUGAUCUUUCUUGUUUAUGGUUCGGAGGAGGUAUUUGAGUUUUCUUGUUUAGAGAAGAUGUCGAUAGUAAGUGAUACAUGAUCUAUAAUUCAUAUCCCAACAACUCGAGUUAUUGUAACCAACUGAUUCUUCACAUUAUAUAACCUUUUUAAUUCAUCUCUAAUAUAUGUACUCUAUUUAAAAAAAAAAUAGUAAAAAACUGGUAUUUUUUUGUUCGUGAGCUAAGUUUUAUUAGUAAUAUGUUGGGUUCGUUCACUUUCUUGUUUUGUCAAUUGCUAUUUAUGUUAUUACAACUAUGUUAGGAGAGUUUACUACGGUGACCUGGUCUAAACUCCAAGUAAAACUUACUUGGAGAGUCUGUCGAGUAGAUAUGUCAUUGGUAGACAACGAUGAAGAAAUCUGGUUGAACCAGUUGACAUAAUCACACUAAGUCAGUCGACCGACCUAUAAAAUCAAAAGAUUGAUCAUCGUCUGAUACUCCGAUCAAUCUUCUAUAUAAAAUAGAUCUUAAUUUUCAAAUUUUUAUUCGUGUACCUCGAAACCAAUCGACCCGAGGAACACAAUCAGUAUUAUUUAUAAGCCACAUCAAGUAUAUCAUGUAUUGUCAAUAUUAAGGUGGAGGGAAGUUGUCCACCAAACCCAAAAUAAUAUUUACAUUGAAGUUGUGACAUACCCUCUUAUCAUAUUAUAGUGAAUUGUUUGAUCCAUAAUUAUCUCUUCAUCAAUGUGAAUUAUGAAUAAUUGAUUGCUGCCUUUUCCAUUUACUUAAUCAAGCCGUCGUUCAAUUCAUCGACAAUAAUAAACUAACAACUUGUUAGUAACAAGAAAAAGAACAUAUAAAACAUGCAACUAGUCUCUCGAUCCCUUUGGGUGGCUGCUCAAGAAAUCCUCAGAAGAAAACAAAUGGUACGAUAUGCAUAAAGAUACCAUCUCUCCAAUCCAAGAAGAAUCCAUGUUGAACAUAUUAUAGGUUUUUUCUUUUGGCUUCUAAUUAUGGUGAUUCAAUAAUACCUCUAACCAAAAAAGAUGGAGAUGAGCAUAAAGAGAGUAAGAGGUGUUUUUUUUUUCCUUCUAAUUAUGGUGGUUCAAUAAUACUUCUCACCAAAAAAUGACGGAGAUUAGAAUAAAGAGAGUAAGAGGUAUAUUGUUAGUGGUGGAGCUAGGUUGAAUCUAGUAGGGUUGUAACGUGUAAAUUUCGUACAAAAUUAGGAAUGAAAGUAGUCGGUAAGACUUUAAUCUCUCUUCCUCCAGUUAUGACAUUCAAAUAACUCUCACUUGGUUAAGAUUUCUGACUCCACCAUUUGUCUAUUGGAAAUGAAAGUCAUCAUGACAUAAUCAAAGGGAAAAAAUUUCUAAACAACGAGGAGAUAGUACAUAAUUUUUUUUCCAAAUGCAUAGAAAGAGAAACACAAUGACGUUCGGGAGAAAAUACAUAUAACGGACUAUCGACCGAAUAGUUACUCUUUCAACCAUUUAAAUUGUAAGAAGUCAAUUGAUCAUCAACAUAGUGUCAAACACCCAUUAAUCAAUGUUUAUUUCUUCGACAUCUAGCUAACGAAAACCUAUCAAAUUCUCAUAUCGUCUAACCAAAAUAAGAAAUUAUCAUUGCACUUGAAUUUCAUAACAACUAAUUAACUUCUAGCAACAACAAAUCUAUGUAGACUACAAACAUAAAUGGGCUCAAAGCAACUCGAUCAAACUAUGAACAAUGUUUAAUAUUAACAUAAAGUGUUUGACAAUUUAUUGUUUUGUUUUGUAUUAUAAGAAGCUAGCUAGGAAGUUUCAUUGCCAUCUUAUUAAUCCCCAAAGGCAGCCAAGAAACAAAAAGAAAAUAACCCAUAAAAAUAAAAAAGAAGGUAUUUGAAUAUUGAUUUCUUUAUCUUCAUAAAACGGGGGAUGGCUAAAACCCUAGCAAGUAUUUCUCAUUUUUAUGUAUUUUAUUUUAACUUCAUGUUGACUGAGUGACUAGUGUUGGAGGAACUAACCAAUUCCUCCAUUUCCUCCCUUCGUUAAUUUGCUAUAUAAAGAAGGUCACUUCCUCCCUGCAACCUCCACGCUCUCUCAUUUGCUUCUGCUUCUUCUCCUUCUCCUUCCUCCUCAUUGUUCAUUCUUUGGCUUCUUCCAUUACUGAAAAAACUUGCAGAGAAGGAAGAAGGUGAAAAGGGUGAGAAAGGGAAAUUAUUAGUGAGAAUAGAAGAAGAUAAAACAGGAGAAAAUGGCUUCUUCAUUGUUGAGAUCGACCUUCCUUCCAUUGAUCCAUUCUCAGGAUGGCCAGUCUUAUGCAAGCUUCCAUCCUAAACCCACCUCCACCACCUUCCUCUCCAAGAAGAAGAACAGGGGAGCAGUGGUAGCUGCUGCAAUGGAAAGUGAGGAGGAGAACUUCGCAAUGGUGGAAAAGUUCAGUGAGAUGAAAGAGAAAAGGAUGUUGGAUUUCUCCGGCAACAAGCCUGCCACUCCAAUUCUCGACACCAUUAAUUUCCCCAACCACAUGAAGAAUCUCUCCCUCCAGGAGCUAGAGAGCUUGGCCGAUGAGCUGAGGGAAGAGAUCGUGUACACAGUUUCCAAGACCGGCGGCCAUCUGAGCUCCAGCCUGGGAGUCGCAGAGCUCACCGUGGCUCUCCACCAUGUUUUCAACACCCCUGAAGACAAGAUCAUUUGGGACGUCGGCCACCAGACUUACCCGCACAAGAUCCUCACCGGAAGAAGGUCGAGGAUGCAAUCGAUUCGACAGACGUUUGGGCUCGCCGGAUUCCCGAAGAGGGACGAGAGCGAGCACGACGCCUUCGGCGUCGGACACAGCUCCACGAGCAUAUCGGCUGGAUUGGGUAUGGCGGUUGGCAGAGAUCUGCUCGGGAAGGAUAAUCAUGUGAUUGCAGUGAUUGGAGAUGGAGCUAUGACAGCAGGGCAAGCUUAUGAAGCGAUGAACAAUGCUGGGUACUUGGAUUCCAAUUUGAUUAUCAUCUUGAACGACAACAAGCAGGUUUCUCUGCCGACGGCGACCGUCGACGGGCCAGCGCCGCCGGUCGGAGCUCUCAGCAAGGCUCUGACCCGGUUACAUUCCAGCAGGAAGGUUCGCAUGCUUAGGGAAUCUGCUAAGGAGAUCACAAAGCAGAUUGCUGGGCCGAAGACAUAUGGGCUGGCAGCCAAAGUUGAUUCCUACGUGAGAGGGAUGACUGGUGGGCCUGGGGCAAGCCUGUUUGAGGAACUUGGGCUGUACUACAUCGGCCCAGUGGAUGGGCAUGAUGUUGCAGACCUUGUCGUCUUGUUGAAGAAGAUCAAGUCCAUGCCAGCUCCUGGACCUGUCCUCAUCCAUCUCAUCACUGAGAAGGGCAAAGGCUAUGCUCCAGCUGAAUCUGCUGCUGAUAAGAUGCAUGGUGUGGUGAAGUUUGAUACAGUCUCUGGGAAGCAAAUCAAGACCAAGACACCAACAAAAUCAUACACUCAGUACUUUGCUGAGUCCUUGAUAGCUGAGGCUGAGCACGAUAAGAAGAUCGUGGCAAUCCAUGCUGCCAUGGGAGGAGGGACAGGGCUGAACUUGUUCCAGAAGCAGUUCCCUGAGAGGUGUUUUGAUGUUGGGAUAGCAGAACAGCAUGCUGUCACAUUUGCUGCUGGUUUGGCCACAGAAGGGCUCAAGCCUUUCUGCACUAUCUACUCAUCUUUCCUUCAAAGGGGUUAUGAUCAGGUUGUUCAUGAUGUGGACCUUCAGAAGCUACCUGUGAGGUUUGCAAUGGAUAGAGCUGGCCUUGUUGGAGCAGAUGGGCCAACACAUUGUGGAGCUUUUGACACAACUUUCAUGGCUUGCUUGCCAAACAUGGUGGUCAUGGCUCCUUCAGAUGAGACAGAGCUCAUGAACAUGGUUGCCACAGCUGCAGCCAUCGAUGAUCGUCCCAGUUGCUUUAGGUACCCAAGAGGCAAUGGCGUUGGCACUGUUCUCCCACUGAACAACAAAGGAACACCUCUCGAGGUUGGGAAGGGAAGAGUGCUUAGGGAAGGAAGUAGGGUGGCUAUAUUGGGUUAUGGAACUAUAGUUCAGAACUGCAUUGAAGCAGCAGACAAGCUUCAAGCUUUGGGGUUCCAGCCAACUGUGGCUGAUGCAAGGUUCUGCAAGCCACUUGAUGGUGAGUUAAUCAGAAUGCUGGCUCAGGAGCAUGAAGUUCUGAUCACAGUUGAGGAAGGUUCCAUUGGUGGGUUCAGCUCUCAUGUCUCCCAUUACUUGGGCCUCAAUGGAUUGCUCGAUGGCAAGCUCAAGUGGAGACCAAUGCUGCUUCCUGACAGAUACAUUGACCAUGGAUCUCAGAAGGACCAGAUUGAAGCUGCUGGGCUGAGCUCAAAGCACAUUGCAGCCACUGUUCUUUCUCUAAUUGGACACAAGGAAAGCCUUCACCUUAUGGAUAUAUAGAUUGUAUGAUAAAAUAAAUUUGUCGAUUCUUUUCUUUAUUAUCUUAUAGGGGAGGGAGAACAACUACAACUAAUUGCAUUAUGCAUUACCAAUGUUUCUUUCAUUGUAUAUUAGGGAAAACCAGUGAAGAGGGUACUUAAGAAAAUAACUAGUAGCUC